Messenger RNA from Orussus abietinus, 5581 nucleotides. It is a transcript of the gene Neurochondrin, whose product is annotated as neurochondrin homolog. The transcript is spliced from 2 exons. Bases 2478 to 4700 code for a protein of 740 amino acids. NCBI's taxonomy places the organism in Eukaryota, Metazoa, Arthropoda, Insecta, Hymenoptera, Orussidae. Gene Ontology annotation, cellular component: dendrite. The record is from RefSeq and is a predicted model, not a curated record. Gene Ontology annotation, biological process: neuron projection development; regulation of neuronal synaptic plasticity.
AAUCGCCUCAUUGGUUCUCUUUCAGGAUGGAUUUCACUCCUUGCGUGACGCGCAAAGUAGGUUAGGGCCCGCCGCCCCGCACCUCCGCGUCGUCGGAACCGUAAAAAAGGUGGGUGCGAAAGGUCACGCGUUUUAGCAGACGACGUGCUCUUUCGCGCCAAUUCGUUGACACUUCGUAGAGUCGCAAACUCGGAAAAUCAGAUUUCAGCACUCUCUUGAGAUAUCGAGUGUUAUUCAGGGUUUCGUUGUUUUAAAGCAGUAGGUACACUUCUACUUGCAGGGUUAUCGUUCCACGCUUACGAGAUACUCGAUAAUUGAAUACUAUCUUUUAACCACCUGAGAAGCCGAAUACAAGUUUGAACUUGGAGUAAAAUAUCAUUUGUCAUCGCAUCGAGGAAAGAUGUCAUUAGGAUUGUAAAGAGCAUGGACGUAAAGAAGGAGCUUUGCCAGAUGAUGCAACUCUCCUCGUGUGCUGUCAUGUCACGUGGCUUCGAUGGCUAUAUGAUUAUAGGCCUUGAACUUCAGUACUCAUGAAAUAUUUAUCUUAUGAGUAUAAAUCGAUAUGUUAUCUCAUUUGAGCUUUGACCCUUACAUUCCGUCGAGUCAGCUGUAGUCAGCUGUUAACGUACUAUCGUAUUAUCUAUAUUAAUUACAAAAAGAAUAUUUCCCAUCUCUUUUUUUUACUUAUCUAUUCUAACAAGGUUUGAUUAUUAUUCAUGUGAAUAUAUCUUUAACCAAUGAGAAGAACAUUACGCAACCGAGGUAUUUACGUUAUUCAAUGUUACUCAAACAUUAACGAAUCUUAUGAAGUCAAGAAUGUCAAAAUGAUCAUAAUACUUUAAUAGUUCUGAUUACAAUGUUUAUUAGGAAUUAAAUAAAUAAGCUAAAAAGUAACAUGUAUAGUAAACUAAAAAAAGUCGUCUUCUGAAUUAAAGCUGGUAUUGAUAACUUUCUCAAUAAAGGCCCAUAUAUACAUUUAAAUUUUCAUUUUGCAUCUUGAUUAAAAUAUUCAGUUGUCCAUACCAAUUCUUUUCAUUGUACUAUUUCAAAUGGAAAAUACCCAACGUUUAUUCACCAAUGAGCUCAUAUCUGAUUCAUAAAAAAUUCCUAUGUGAUUCAUACCACAUAGCUCUGGGGUUGACCCGAUACCUCUACUAUCGCGCGUUCCAUAUUUCAUCAAAUUUUGAAACAUGAGCGUAAUGUGCUGCCUGAUACAACGGUUCUACUUUCUUUUAUUUUCCCAGUAGUAACUUUCAUAUCACUGGUUAGGCAAAAUUGGAACGUACUCGAAUUCGUCAAGGAACGAUGAUACGAGAAAGUGAGGAAAGUGAGGUUAUGCGCAUCAGCAGAUGUGACGCUCUCCGCGCAUGGUCGCUGUCCACGUUGUAAUUCCACUUAUUUCGACCGGAGCUCUACUCAAGGCUUGAGUAUUCGUAGGAGCGACCGAAGGUUCUCGAGUGAUUAUUCGGCUGUUCCGCUCGAUCCCUUUAUCCGACGCCACGCUGGGAAUAGAUCCUCGUGUAACAUGAGUCGAUUCCCGAUAUAGGCCUUUCUCCGGCCGAGACUAUUUUCAACACACCACGCAUUGCAGUCCACCAAAACGUCCACGCACACACAAACGUCCUUUCCCGUGCUCCUGGUACGAAGGAUUUGUUUGCUUUAACAAGAGGGAACGUGCAAACGUUCCAAGUUUCGAAGAGAGAACCAACAUCGAGGAGUGACUCGAGCGUUUUAGUUGGAGGUUAUGUCGAGUUGUGUAGAAAGACCUUCAAAGAAAAUUUAAUGCGCUCCUUCCAAGGACGAACUUAUAUAACGUAAUUUAUAUCAUUAUUUAAGAAUAUAAUUAGUAGUCGUGGUUUUCAUUGGUUAGAUGUAUUAGCUCGUACGGUUUGUUGUUCCCGGUAAUAAGUGCAAUUUUGGCAGAUUAUCGUCGAGACCUCUUGGGCAAAGAGAUUUGCAUUUUAUGGUAGAUAACUCCUAGGGAAAGCGUUGUAAUGGAUUCUAUUAGAUUUUAUUCGUAUUUAAACAAUUAUAAUUCUAGGCUUGGAAUUUCUUAUAUUGUCGUUUAAGAGUACUUGAUUUGUUAUUGGGCAGCCUUAUGUAAUGAGUGUGGGAUAAUAAUUAGUCGAUUAAUACCCAAGUUUCUGGCAUGUAGCUCAAAUGUUGGUUUAAGUGGGAGGCUUUCGUGUCUUCGGGUUGCCUAGCAUUAGAGAGGCGAGAGGUUAUUUUUGUCCUCCCAGGAGAGUGUGUCAAAGGGCAAGGCUAGUCGGGAAAGCUUACUCCGGGAGCAUUGCCAGUUGGCUUCGAGCUGCACUACGACGCAUGCCGGUCAAUGGAAUAUCAGUUACCGCGCGCGUUUGAUGAACCUUCUGCAGUAUUAAACGUCGAGCAUCAUUAGGAGCAGGAACUCAGAGGCGAAGUGAUAAGAAGACGCCGAGAUCGAUCGAAUUGACAACGGUUACAACUAUUCUGUGAAAAUGAGUGGACCGGUGGAGAAGUGUGUGGCCAUUUUAAAGAUGGCUAGCAGCGAUUCAGAGAAAUUUGCUGCACUGUUCAUGAUCACGAAACUAGUGAGUGGCAAAGAAUGUACCCCUGAAACUAAGAAGAUGCUUUUCGAGGCCAUAGGUGCUAAGUUUCUGAGAAAAUUAUUGUGCAGCGAUAACGUACCUAUGGAUUGUCCUCCACAAGUAUACAAAUCAGUGGCUUUGUCUGUUUUAUCUGCAUUUUGUGGGGAACCCGAAUUAGCGGUGCAUCCAGACAUGAUUGGUCAUGUUCCAGCCCUUUUAGAAAUUGUAUAUCAUGCUGAUGACGAUGCAUCGGAUGAUAUGUUGAUUAUCGUCAGCGAAGCGUAUGCUUGUCUGCAAAAUAUAGCUCAGUAUCCACCAGGACAGAAGGUAUUGCUCGAAGAGAAAGCAAUUCCAAAAAUGUGUGAGAUUUAUUCGGAAAAGAGUUUCCAAACAGAUGAAGCUUUAAACAUUUUGGUAACACUGGUUAGUAAACUGGGACCAGAAGCAUGGGACCCAACUGAUGCCAAACCUUUCCAUGCGAUCAUGAAUAAAAUCGGUUUUGAUUUUGAGACCGAUGAUACCGAGAGGAAAUUUGAGCUAUGUAAUAUUCUGCAGGCUUUACUCUUCUCCUGUAGAAGAGAUACGAUCGCUUUAUCUGCCAAAGAUGAAUUAUGGCCAAAUAGUAUUCACAAAACCUUAAGUAAUAUUUUGGGAUCAAAGAUCGUAAAGAAUCAACGGGAUCCUGCAUUGAAGCUUGCUGCUUUAAUGUUGGACAUACUUGGAGUCGAGUGGGCUCUUUCCAAUGAAGAAAAUCCAAAAACUUUUUUCAUAUUGCUAAUCCAACUGGCUUCCAUUGAAGUUAGGAUGCAGCUGGAAGGAAAGUUGUUUAAGGCAGUAACAGCUAAUUCGGAUUUAAUUACAUCGUGCUUCACAAUAUUAGAAAUUUCAUUGACAUUCAUCACUUCUGACCAGUUGGAUCUGGAACAAAAAGAGAAGCAAUUUUUAUAUACUGCUCUCAAAGGAGCUUUUGCUGCCGUCAUUGAGCUACUCAACAAUUUGUCGAAAAUGAAGCCUUUAACAGAUAUCAAAGAUCGCAUUUUCGUUUGUGCCGUUGUGAGAGUUUUGGCGGCAUGGUUAGCACAGGAAACCUCUGCAAUGCGAACUCAAGUAUAUGCGGUGUUACCUUACGUACUAUCUGUUGCUAAUAACACCUUUUAUGCAUAUCGUAAUAGAAGACUUGCUGAAAAGGCAAAAGCAGAAGCAAAAGCUGACGGGGGAUCAUCUUCCGAUACGCCCAUUGCUGAUGAUCCUUUGAGCCACAUCGAUAUCCUGAGAUUGUUACUGCCUGCAUUGUGCUACUUAGCUGUCGAGGAGCAAGCGAGAAAAAUUAUGCUAAAACACGGCCAAGAUGCAGUACUUUUUGAGUGCCUCUCGUAUCACUGGACCAUCGUUCACUAUAAGAAACCACCGGUACCUAGAGCCGAACGCCUUAAGGCUCUUAAGGAACCGGAGAAACAAUUGGACCCACAGGUGUUGGAUGACAUGAAAGACUCGAGAGCUGCUAUGGUGUCUAUCUGUAACGUGCUAAUGAAUAUUACAGUAUUGGAGGCGAAGCUUGUCGAAGAGUCACCUACUUUUGUGUCGUUGUUAAAGUUCAUUUUCAACAACCUUCCGGAGUUGAAGCAAAUUCCGGAGAAUCUGGUUCUUCACGGACACAUGGCCGUUUUGGGUCUUCUCCUGUUUAAGCAGCAAGCUAAACGAGUCAAGAAAAACGAUUUCUCUAUCUGUCGUUACAUUCAAGCAACUAUACGGUUCCUCUGGGAUGCAUACAUAGUUGAUGAAAGCAACGAUCCCACGGAGCUGGUUGUAGCGAUGGCUUACAAGGAGCACUGGAACGAGAUCAUGGAACUUUGGUUUCUGGGCAUGCAAACCAUGGCUGGAAUUUUGCAAAUGGUACCAUGGCUAUCGGAGUUCACCAUCGAGUCAGGCUGGGCGGAAGGCAUCAUCGACACCUUGAAGAAAGUUAAAAUCGGUGGUCUGCAACCCAAUGUGAAAUCAGCCUUCGAGGAUCUACUUUGUCAUUUGGUUAAGGCUGACCAGAGUGUUGCCACUGUCCUGAAGAAAGCCGGAGCUCUGACUGUAUGCAGAAAUCACCGAAUGAUGGAACUGGGCAAACACCUUUUCGGAGACUAAAGGAUAACUUCAAAUUUGAGACUCUUCGUGUUUUGUAUAAAAAAAAAGCCCGCCCUUAUUUUAUGCCUAUUAAAAGAAGAGGAACCGUGCAACGAUUUGAUCUCGAGACGGAUGGAAAAAACAUAGUCGUAUUUUGAAAACUAAUUACAAUUAGUCCUCGUUAUUUAUUACUAAAAUAAUCCAAGAUAUUUUUCUUAAAAGAGGAGAUUAUAUAUCUUUAUGUUGACGGCGCAAUAAAAGAAUUUGUUAGAGUUUCAAGAGUACCACUCGUGGGCCCUGAGUAACGCGUCGCCACGAUUUAUAAUUAGCUGACAUCUCAAAAUAGUCUUCUAUCUGGCUACGACGCAGCUAGGAUAUUAUUUUCUGGUGUAAACUACACGGGCGCGUUUCCUCGAUCUUAUUUAGAGACAUGGGAUUGUCAUGUCCUCCCACAUGUGUUUUAUUUUCUGAUCGGUAUUCCUAAUGAUAUCGCAAACAAAAGAGAUUGUCAUGCCCUCCCACAUGUAUUUUAUUUUCUGAUCGGUAUUCCGAACGAUAUCGCAAACAAAAGGUGUAUUUCCUGGUGCAGGAAACUCACGCUUUUACUGUUGUGUGUCUAUUAGUCUUUUUGUAAAAUCUUUGUAUUGACGUAUCCUAGAUUCAUGACUAUUAUAUAGUUGUUACAAUGCUGUGAAAUUACUUUUAUACAGCUAAUAACAAUAUCAUAAGGGUUAAUUUCGAGUCAACAUAUGCACGUGGAAAGGAGGGAUUGUUAUCGAUGGCAUUGCGGUAUUUUAACAAAACUUACAACGUAGGCACAUAUUUGUUGACAGCUAAGAAUUUGUAACAUGGAUGAGAGAUUUUUUCAAAUUAAAUGGAAAGUAAUUUUGUACUAGUACUUA